Balaenoptera acutorostrata (minke whale) is the source of this 4258-nucleotide messenger RNA. It is a transcript of the gene FAM171A1, whose product is annotated as family with sequence similarity 171 member A1. Gene Ontology annotation, biological process: stress fiber assembly; regulation of cell shape. Gene Ontology annotation, cellular component: plasma membrane. The record is from RefSeq and is a predicted model, not a curated record. The transcript has 8 exons. Lineage: Eukaryota; Metazoa; Chordata; Mammalia; Artiodactyla; Balaenopteridae. Bases 290 to 2986 code for a protein of 898 amino acids.
GCCCGGGGCCUGGGCGCCGCCGCGGGCGGGGCGCGAAGGGGUUAAAGAGGCGGCGGAGGCGCGGCGGCGGCUCUUCGGGGAAACCCACCGGGGCGCGCGGAGGCGGGAGCGGCCGUGGGCUGCGGGGCCCGGCGCCGCGCCGGGCGGGGGCGCGGCCAAUCGGGCGGCGGGCCCGGCGCGCGCGGAGCCAGGCGAUAUGGAGGGAGGCGCGGCGGCCGGCUGCCCCUGACGCGCCGCUCCGAGCCGGUGGUCGGCCAGCCCGCGCCGCCCGGGGCCCUGCGGCGCGGAGAUGAGCAGGUCGGCGGCGCUCCUGCUCUGCCUGCUGGGCUGCAACGUCUGGAAGGCGGUGACCAAGACGCUGCGGGAACCCGGCGCCGGAGCCCAAGAGGUCACCCUGAAGGUCCACAUCAGUGACGCCAGCACCCAUCAGCCUGUCCCCGAUGCCCUCAUUGAGAUUUUCACCAACCAGGUCUCCAUCGCCUCUGGCACCUCGGGGACAGAUGGCGUCGCCUUCCUCAAAUUCCAGUAUAAGCUGGGCAGUCAGCUGAUUGUCACCGCCACAAAGCAUGCCUACGUGCCAAACUCUGCCCCGUGGAAGCCAAUCCGGUUACCCGUGUUUUCUUCACUGAGCCUGGGCCUGCUUCCAGAACGAUCUGCUACUCUGAUGGUGUAUGAAGAUGUUGUCCAAAUAGUCUCAGGAUUCCAAGGUGCCCGGCCUCAGCCUCGCGUGCAUUUCCAGAGGAGAGCUCUGCGGCUGCCCGAGAACACCAGCUACAGUGACCUGACAGCCUUUCUCACGGCCGCCGGCUCCCCCUCGGAGGUGGACAGCUUUCCUUAUUUGCGGGGAUUAGAUGGAAACGGAACAGGAAACGGCACCAGGUACGACCUGACCCCCGUCACAGCCGUCAGCGUCCACUUGCUCAGCAAUGACGGAACGCCGGUGCUGGUGGAUGGCCCCAUUUAUGUCACCGUGCCCCUGGCCACACAGAGCAGUCUGAGGCACAAUGCCUAUGUCACAGCGUGGCGGUUUGACCAGAAGCUAGGAACGUGGCUGAAGAGUGGUCUCGGCCUCGUGCACCAGGAAGGAAGCCAGCUGACGUGGACAUAUAUCGCCCCUCAGUUGGGGUACUGGGUGGCAGCCAUGUCUCCUCCCAACCCAGGUCCCGUUGUCACACAGGACAUCGCCACGUAUCACACGGUGUUUCUUUUGGCCAUCUUGGGAGGAAUGGCUUUCAUUCUUUUGGUUUUGCUGUGUCUCCUUUUAUAUUAUUGCAGGCGGAAGUGCUUGAAACCCCGCCAGCACCAUAGAAAACUGCAACUUCCUGCCACCCUGGAGAGUUCCAAAAGGGAUCAGUCAACUUCCAUGUCACACAUCAACCUGCUGUUUUCUCGGCGGGAAUCAGAAUUCCCUGGCCCGCUCUCCGUCACCAGCCAGGGCCGCCCCCCGGACGCCCCAGGCUCAAAGGAGUUGAUGAGCGGAGUCCAUUUAGAGAUGAUGUCUUCCAGCGGGGAGGUGGACAUGCACACGCCCAUGCUGAAGCUCUCCUACAGCACCUCGCAGGAGUUCAGCUCUCGGGAGGAACUCCUGUCUCACAAGGAGGAGGAUAAAAGCCAAAUCUCCUUUGACAACCUGACACCGAGUGGGACGUUGGGAAAAGACUACCGUAAGUCGGUGGAGAUGUUCCCCUUAAAGGCCAGGAAAUCUGUGGAAAGGGAAGGCUAUGAGUCCCCCGGCAACAGUGACUACAGGAGGAAUUACAAUGCCAUGCUCUCGCAGCCUUUAUUUGAAAAGCAAGACAGAGACUGUCAGGCCUCCGUGACCCACAUUUCCACAGGAAGUAAGCUCACCAUUCAGGAACACAUGUACCCCGCGCCUUCAUCUCCGGAGAAAGACCAGCUGAUGGAGCGCAGACCUACUGAAUGUAUGAUGUCGCGAUCGGUAGACCACCUGGAGAGACCUACCUCUUUCCCGCGGCCCGGCCAGCUGAUCUGCUGUAGUUCCGUGGACCAGGUCAAUGACAGCGUUUACAGGAAAGUAUUACCUGCCUUGGUCAUCCCGGCUCAUUACAUGAAACUCCCAGGGGACCAUUCGUAUGUGGGCCAGCCCUUGGUCGUCCCAGCCGACCAGCAGCUCGAGAUCGAAAGACUGCAGGCCGAGCUCUCCAGCCCUCACGCGGGGAUCUUCCCACACGCCUCCUCACAGAUCCAGGCCCAGCCCUUAUCUUGCCAGGCCAUCUCGCAGCAGCACCUGCAGGACGCGGGCACCCGGGAGUGGACCCCGCAGAAUGCGUCCAUGUCCGAGUCCCUCUCCAUCCCGGCAUCCCUGAACGACGCGGCCUUGGCUCAGAUGAACAGCGAGGUCCAGCUCCUGACCGAAAAGGCGCUGUUGGAACUUGGGGGUGGGAAGCCCCUUCCCCACCCCCGGGCCUGGUUCGUCUCCCUGGACGGCCGGUCCAAUGCACACGUCAGACAUUCCUACAUUGAUCUCCAAAGAGCUGGGAGGAACGGAAGCAAUGAUGCCAGUUUGGAUUCUGGCGUGGAUAUGAAUGAACCCAAAUCUGCCCGGAAGGGAAGAGGAGACCCGUUGCCUCUGCCGCAGAACCACCCACCGGUCCCGGAGCACGCGCAGAAAGAGCCGCGGGCCGCGGACAGCUCGGCCUACACGCAGCUCGUGUACCUGGACGACACGGACCAGAGCGGCAGCGAGGGCGGCACCGCGGUCGGGACGCCCGAGGACAGCGCCCUGCGGUGCCUGCUGGACGGCUCCAGCCGGAGAAGCGGCGGCCAGCUGCCCAGCCUGCAGGAGGAGACGACGAAACGAACCUCGGACGUCCCCCCGGCGCCAUCGGCCAGUCCCGACAAGAGGCGAUCGGCUCAGGAGGACGAGGACGAGGACGACGAUGACGACGACGACCAGGGAGAAGGCAAGAAGAGCCCGUGGCAGAAGCGGGAGGAGCGACCCCUGAUGGCGUUCAACAUCAAAUGAGCGGCCCCGAGCCGCCCAACAGGGGACUCGAAUCCAGUUGCCAAAAAUUCUGUCUCACGGAAGCGCUGAGCUGCUUGCGGAGGGAGUUGAACCACGUCCUCCGUGGGAAGUGGACUUUUUUUUGAAAGUACCGUUUGCUGUCAAAGUGUUAGGAAGUAAAGUUCUUACUCAGAAGGAAGAAUGCGUCGCCUCCAGGGAGAUGGCCGAACGGAGUGUCUGAAUGUCCGCGUCGUUCCCCGUACUUGACGUGUCCACCCCCGAGGGCACCAAAGAACCACACGUGAUGUCGCUGGGUUCUGAUGAUAACCUCAGUUCUCCCGCAGAUUCUGGGAACAGAUGAAACUCUUUUUGCAUUGCUUGAAUCCAUUCUAUCACAAUAAUGCUCCUGUGAAGUUAUUAUUGAGAAAUUAGCUUGGCACUUAGUGUCUGGAGGUAUGCAUUAUCUCAAAGGAAAACUAUGCAUCGCUGCUUCGUGGUCUUACUUUGCUUAGAUUGUUGCUUUGGCUAGGUUUCGUUUCCGAUUUGCUUUUGUUAAACACACACACACACACACACACACGCACACACACACACACACAAUUUGGUUGUAAGGAAUUUAUUCCUUCGUUUUCACCUGCUCUGCUUCCCGGUGGUUUAUUUCGGUAUCUCCUUUCAGGAACUCCUGAGUGUCGCCUCUGAACAUCCAAGCCUCUUAAUGAAAUCGUGCUGAAGUUUUUAUCAGCUGCCAGUUCUUCACUUCUGGUCCCAUUAACUCCAAGUGCCUUUUUUACAGUGACAACAGACAGUCCCUUACUUUGCUUUUUUUUUUUCGUUUGUUUUUCUUAACUUCUUUCAUUGAACUGCCUGGAUUUUAUAAAGUUAUGAAACGAUCCCCCUUUUCUUUCAACUGCAUGCCGCCAAGUGCCCAUUCGUGCUCCGAAUUCUCAUUUCAGCUCGGUGUAUUCUCUCGUUCUCACGUGUGACGUGGAUUCUGUUUAGCUAAGCUAGCCUAGAGGACACUUUAGCGAUCCCCUUCCCUCCGCCAUCCUUUUGGCCACUAGGCACCAUUAUGGUUUUAUUGGCUGUUUGUAUAUACGGUUACGUAUUAACUCUGGAAUCCUAUGGGCUGAUCUUGCUCUCCAAACGCGGAGUAUGGGCUGAGCAAGUAGACUGAAUGUGACUAUUAAACAAAUCUUAUGUACUAUCCGAAAGUGCCAGAAUGACUCUUCUGUGCAUUCUCCUUAAAGAGCUGCUUGGUUAUCCAAAAAUGAAAACUCAGAAUAAACUCUUAAA